CCUUACACAAAAACAGUAACCGUGAAUUUUCACUCUUGAGACAGAGAGAAGAAGAAAAAAUUAGAGAAAGAUUGUAUAAAUAGGAGGAGCUCUGGGCAAAAGAUAUAAACACUGAAGAGGUCACACUCUACAAAGACAUGGAGGUUCAGUUCUGCUUCUUGGUUAUUGCCUUCUUCUUCUUGCUACUGAGUUGGCUUAAAAGAUAUUACAAGCUAAUUAAACCUAAUUUCGCUCACAAACUUCCCCCUGGCCCAAAGAAGCUACCUCUCAUAGGAAAUCUCCAUCAACUAGCAAUGGAAGAUUCAUUUCCACACCGUGCUCUUAGAAAACUCGCUCACAAACAUGGACCUCUCAUGCACCUUCAACUUGGUGAAAUUUCUGCAGUGGUAGCAUCCUCCCCCGAAAUGGCCAAGGAAAUAAUGAAAAAUCAUGAUGCUGCUUUUCUGCACAGGCCACAAUCUAUUGCUACAGACAUUUUUACCUAUGGGGGAAUGGAUAUCGCUUUUGCUCCCUAUGGUGAUUACUGGAGACAAAUGAGAAAAAUAUGUGCGUCAGAGCUUUUAAGCGCUAAAAGAGUUCAGUCUCUGUCUCACGUUAGAGAAGACGAGGCAGCAAAGUUUAUAGACUCAAUUCGAACAUGGGAAGGUUCAGCAAUCAAUAUUAGUAGUAGGAUUUUGUCGUUGAUAAGUGGUUCUGUUUCCAGGGCAGCGUUCGGGGAAUACGAGGAGCGAGAUGAAUUUGUUGCGUUGAUGCGAAAACUAAUAGCAGCUUCGGGAGGAUUUGACCUUGUUGAUUUGUUUCCUUCAAUAACAUUCACGCAUUUCAUAACUGGGAAGAGGGCCAAAUUGGAGAAGUUGCAGAAGCAGGUUGACAUGGGAUUGGAGAACAUUAUCAAAGAGCAUCAAGAAAAGCACAGAAGAGCAAAAGAAAGUGGGGCUCAAGUAGAACACGAAGAUCUUGUUGAUGUUCUUCUCAGAAUUCAACAAAGUCACAGUCUCGACGUCAAAAUCACAAUGAUAAGCAUCAAAGCUUUGAUAUUGGAUGUAUUUAGUGCCGGAACUGAUACUUCAGCAUCAACACUGGAGUGGGCUAUGACAGAAAUGAUGAGAAAUCCAAGAGUGAGGAAAAAAGCACAAACUGAGUUGAGAGAAGCAUUUAGAGAAAGGAAAGUAAUUCAUGAAAGUGAUGUUGAGCAACUAACUUAUUUGAAGCUGGUGAUGAAAGAGACAUUGAGGUUACACCCACCUACUCCAUUGUUGCUCCCUAGAGAAUGUUCUGAACUAACAGUCAUUGAUGGGUAUGAAAUACCUGUGAAAACAAAAAUCAUGGUAAAUGUGUGGGCAAUCUGUAGAGACCCGGAACAUUGGAUGGAUGCUGAGAGGUUUGUUCCUGAGAGGUUCGAAGGUAGUUGUGUGGAUUACAAAGGGAAUAACUUUGAGUAUCUCCCAUUUGGGGCAGGAAGGAGAAUGUGCCCAGGCAUAACAUUUGGUUUGGCCAGCAUUAUGCUUCCACUGGCUCUGUUACUCUUUCACUUCAACUGGGAACUACCAAAUCAGAUGAAACCUGAGGAUAUGGAUAUGGCUGAACGCUUUGGAUUGGCUAUUGGGAAGAAAAAGGAAUUGUAUUUGAUUCCCUCUGUUUAUGAUCUUUGAGUGCGUCUUUAUCAAACUCACUUUCAUGAGUCAUAUUUUAAGAUCAAAUUUUAGGUGUUUUGUGAACUGGUAAGUGUGUAUCGUCUUUCUUUUUUCUUUCAGCGAACGGGUAUAUAUACAAUGGUAUAAUAGCUACUGCAGUUAUUGUACAAACAAAUAUUUACAUAAUUUGAGUUAAAUAUAUUUUUGUUUUUAAUUUUCGGUAAAA
Vigna unguiculata (cowpea) is the source of this 1860-nucleotide messenger RNA. RefSeq names its product cytochrome P450 71D8-like. NCBI's taxonomy places the organism in Eukaryota, Viridiplantae, Streptophyta, Magnoliopsida, Fabales, Fabaceae. The record is from RefSeq and is a predicted model, not a curated record. Gene Ontology annotation, molecular function: iron ion binding; monooxygenase activity; heme binding.